AUGCGGUUGGCGGCAUACGCUGGGGUCUCGGUGACCCUGGCCGCCGGAGUUGUCUUGAAGGCACUGCAUCAGAGGUCCAACUUCUAUGCAGCCGCUGUGUAUCUGUCCCAGAGUAGUGCCAACCUCAUGAUAUUAACGAAUCUCUUUCUUGUCGCAUCGGGAUUCUUUCUCUACGGACUUCAGCGACUUCUAUACGGACCCCUCCGACCCAUCGAGACCGAACAGCUGUACGAAAAGGCCUGGUUCGCUGUGACGGAAACAUGCCUUGCCAUGACCAUCUUCAGAGGCGAGCUAGGCGUGUGGUUUUUGGUCAUGUUUGUUUGUUUGCUGAUUGGCAAGGUUUGGGGCUGGAUCGGUGAAGGCCGGGUUGAGAUUCUCGAUCAGCAGCCUCCGGCCAACCCGCGUUUGUUCCACGCACGCCUGGCAUCAUCGCUGAUCUUAUCGGUCGUGUUUGACGCGUUGAUGCUGGACUAUGCAGUCAAAACUGUUUUGGACCAGGCUCGCGCUGAUAUGAUGGUCAUGUUUGGCUUUGAGUUUGCGAUCCUUACUAUACUGUCGACGUCGACACUAGCUCGAUACGGUAUAUCGCUCGUGGAAUUGUACGUCAACCACCGCCAAAAGAAAGCCAAGCUGGAAGAGCGUCGAGCGGAGUUGAGGUCUGCAAGAGAACAAGCUAUCCGGGAGUAUCGUCAAUCAGGAGCCACUGGGCUACCGGAUAACCUUCCCGAUGAGAACGACGUCGACGAAUUAGAGCUCGAUAUCGCCGGUUGGGAAGAAAAGGGUCGCUGGGUGUUUUACCUUGACCUGAUUACCGACUUUUGCAAGUUGGUUGUAUAUUUAACUUUCUUCGCCAUUCUAUUCACGUUUUUCGGCCUUCCGAUCCAUAUUUUGCGCGACGUGGUUGUCACUGUCCGUUCGUUCGGCCGACGGCUCGUUGAUUUUAUGCGAUACCGUACAGCAACAAGGGACAUGAACGAGAGAUACCCGGAUGCCACAGCAGAAGAGAUUGCCCGAGAGGAUGUCUGUAUUAUCUGCCGAGAAGACAUGGUCCCUUGGCAACAACCCGUUCCAGGCAACGCACAACCUGUUCCUGACCGGCUGAGGCCGAAGAAACUUCCAUGUGGCCACAUUCUUCACUUUGCCUGUCUGCGCAGCUGGCUUGAACGGCAGCAGAAUUGCCCAACAUGUCGCCGCCCAGUAGUUGUCUCGCAAAACCAGCCGUAUCGGGCGGACGGUGCGAACAACGACGGUCGCCAGAAUGGCGUCCCUGGCGCUCAACCAGGAGCAAACCAACCAGGAAAUGCUGUUAAUAAUAACAACAACGCUGGUAACGGCCAAGCCCAAGCUCGCGUAUACCAGCUUGGUCCUUUCCGCAUUGGCUUUGGAGCUGGAAGGGGAGACAUGUUCCAAAACCUCCACCAGCAAAUCCAUGGAAACAAUGCAGGUCCAGUGAAUGUCCAGCCUGGAGCUCGGCAGAUUGGGUUUGGUUUUGGCUUUGGCCGACCACAUGCUGUGCCUGCUUUCGCUCAACCACCUCAGAACAACUUGUCCAACAUUCAGAACCAGUUGGCCCACAUUGAACAACAGAUUGCUCUAGAAUACCAAGGCCUUCGGGCGACUGCAGAACAACUGAAUGUUUUGCGCCUCCUGCAAGCGGACCUCCAGCGACUGCGGGCCGGACAACAGCAAAACCCUGUGCAAACAGACGGAUCUGCACAACCAUCUUCGCAGCCUUCGACAUCGGCUGCCUUUCCACCGCCAUCUAUUUCGGUUCACUCGGUAGCCAAUUCAUUAUCCACUUCAAUUCCUGCUGGUGACAACCGGCUUCCUCAGGGACUGGUUCUGCCUCCGGGAUGGACACUAACGCCUCUGCGGCGUGUGGAACCAUCGUCUAGCAGCUCGAGUGCUGCUCAAGCCCCUACUCCGACAAUUGUGCCUACGUCUAUUGACCCUCAGCUAUUCGAAACCCCUGGCCGUCCCACAGAAGCAACUCAGCCGGGCACAUCUACUGUGAAUACACAAGCUACAGCAUCUUCUCAUGAGAAUCAGAGUGAAACACAUGAAACAUCACAAGACGAAGAACGGGCUCGCCGGGUUUGGCCGCCGCAAUUGUCGGCUAGCCUCAAUGGCCACCUGCAUAGCGAGAAUACAACCUCGGAACCUCCCAUAGAUGGCCCCUCAGAGGGCACGUCAUCAUCCGACAAGGGCAAAGCUCGAGCAGUCACGGUCGAAGAUGCGACUGACGAGGAGGAAGAGGACGAAGACUGA
Talaromyces rugulosus is the source of this 2268-nucleotide messenger RNA. RefSeq lists its product as uncharacterized. The transcript is spliced from 3 exons. Lineage: Eukaryota; Fungi; Ascomycota; Eurotiomycetes; Eurotiales; Trichocomaceae. Gene Ontology annotation, molecular function: zinc ion binding. Gene Ontology annotation, cellular component: cytoplasm. The record is from RefSeq and is a predicted model, not a curated record. Bases 1 to 2268 code for a protein of 755 amino acids.